AUGGAGUCUGGUCGCCGGAAAACUCUUGUACCUUCUCUCUUAUUCUUACUAAUACUAAUCAUUUCAUUAUCAAAUCAAUCCUUGAUUCUGAACGCCACUAUUAUUACCAAAUGUCAUUUUCCAGCCAUUUUCAACUUCGGCGACUCUAACUCCGACACCGGUGGCUUGUCCGCCGCCUUCGGCCAGGCUCCUCCUCCCAAUGGGGAGACAUUCUUCCAUCGUCCGGCCGCUAGGUACUCCGACGGCCGUCUGCUCAUCGACUUUAUAGCACAGAGGGUGGGGUUAGCGUACCUUGGUGCAUAUUUAGAUGCUUUGGGUUCAAAUUUCACAGCAGGAGCCAACUUCGCGACUGGUGGUUCGACCAUUAGACCUCAAAAUACGAGUCGUCAUCAAAGUGGGUUGAGUCCCUUUUCUUUAAACGUUCAAUCUUAUCAAUUCAACGAUUUCCAUCUUAGGACUCAAAUUAUUCGCAAAGCGGAUGGGGUCUUUAAAGAAUUACUUCCAAAAACCGAAGCUUUUUCACAUGGUUUAUACACAUUUGAUAUUGGCCAAAACGAUUUGACGGGCGGUUUGUUACUAAACUUGUCGAUCGAUCAAGUUAAAGCAUCUGUUCCCGAUAUCCUAGGUCAAUUCAAAACUGUCGUUAAAGAUGUAUACGAUAAAGAAGGAGGAAGAUCCUUUUGGAUACACAAUACCGGCCCAAUUGGAUGUCUACCAUACGUAUUGGAACAUCUACCAAUUAGGGCCGGACAAAUGGACAUAAACGGAUGUGCUAAUCCGUUUAAUGAACUGGCCCAGUUCUUUAACCGUAGGUUGAAAGAGCUUGUGGGCCAGCUACGUAAAGAGCUUCCUGAGGCUGCAAUCACCUAUGUUGAUAUUUAUAAAGCGAGAUAUGCACUCAUUAGUCAAGCAAGCAAGUAUGGCUUCGACCAUCCUCUUAGAGCUUGUUGCGGCUAUGGUGGAAAGUAUAACUAUAAUACGCACAUUGGAUGUGGAGGGAAGGUCGAAAACAAAGGGAAAGAGAUUUUGGUGGGAAAAUCGUGUGAAGAUCCUUCAGUUAAGAUCAUUUGGGAUGGAAUACAUUACACGGAAGCAGCGAAUAAAUGGGUUUUUGAUCGAAUUGUGAACGGGUCGUUUUCUGACCCGUCGGUCCCAUUACAAAUGGCAUGCCAUAGAAAAUGAGACCAUAAUUGUACGGGCACAACUCCGGUAUUAUUAAGCUCUUUUUUAUUUGA
Molecule: messenger RNA, 1235 nt
Organism: Cynara cardunculus var. scolymus (artichoke)
Lineage: Eukaryota; Viridiplantae; Streptophyta; Magnoliopsida; Asterales; Asteraceae
Product: GDSL esterase/lipase At3g26430-like
Exons: 5
Coding region: 1-1182 (393 amino acids)
Molecular function (GO): hydrolase activity, acting on ester bonds
Source: RefSeq, a predicted model, not a curated record